Molecule: messenger RNA, 4568 nt
Organism: Grammomys surdaster
Lineage: Eukaryota; Metazoa; Chordata; Mammalia; Rodentia; Muridae
Gene: Ktn1
Product: kinectin 1
Exons: 43
Coding region: 109-4098 (1329 amino acids)
Biological process (GO): microtubule-based movement; protein transport
Cellular component (GO): endoplasmic reticulum membrane
Molecular function (GO): kinesin binding
Source: RefSeq, a predicted model, not a curated record
GGGGCCUGGGAGCGCGCUGACCCGGAGGUAGAGCUCGUGCCGCCGCGUCGUCCCGGCCUGGUUCCCGGCUGCUCAGGAUUCUCCAUAGGUUCACAUUAGGAGAAGGCCAUGGAGCUGUAUGAGUCAACGUACUUCGUUGUCCUUAUCCCUUCAGUAGUUAUUACCGUCAUUUUCCUCUUCUUCUGGCUUUUCAUGAAAGAAACAUUAUAUGAUGAAGUUCUUGCAAAACAAAAAAGAGAACAAAAGUUGAUUUCUACAAAAACAGAUAAAAAGAAGGCAGAAAAGAAGAAGAAUAAAAAGAAAGAAAUCCAGAAUGGGACUCUUCAUGAAUCUGAUUCUGAGCAUGUACCUCGAGACUUUAAAUUAUCCGAUGCUUCACCUGUGGAGGGUGAACAGUUUGUACCUGCUCCGUUGAAUGUGGCAGAAACUUCCAGUAGUGUUAGGGAAAGAAAGAAGAAGGAAAAGAAACAAAAACCUUCACUUGAAGAGCAGAUCAUCAAAGAAGGUGAUGCAUCAAAGAUUCCAGGCAAAAAAGUAGAACCUGCCCUAGUUACAAAACAGCCGGCCCCACCCCCUGAAGCAGCUGCCUUGAAGAAGAAAGCAGGGCAGAAGAAGUCUAAAAAUGGAAUCGAUGAACAAGAUAAAAAGGUGGAAAUGCUGAUGGCACCUUCAAAAAAGCAAGAAGUAUCACUUUUUCAUCAAGACACUAAGCAAGACGGUGGACCAGGGAAGAAGAAAGGCUUGUCAAAGAAGCAGAAGACAGAAAACGUUGCAGUCUUGGUGGACGAACCCCUUAUUCAUGCAACUACUUACAUUCCUUUGAUGGAUAAUGCUAACUCAAAUCUUGUGAUGGAAAAGAGAGAAAUUAUUGAUAUGAUUAAACCUGAUCAUGUAGAAGGAAUCCAGAAAUCUGGAACAAAAAAGCUGAAGAUUGAAACUGACAAAGAAAAUGCUGAAGUGAAAUUUAAAGAUUUCCUUCUGUCCUUGAAGACUAUGAUGUUUUCUGAAGAUGAGGCUCUUUGUGUUGUAGACCUGCUGAAGGAAAAGUCUGGUGUGAUAAAAGAUGCUUUAAAGAAGUCCAAUAAAGGAGAACUGAGUGGUCUUCUGCAUCAGCUUCAGGAGAAGGAGAGGCUGCUCUCUGCCGUGAAGGAAGAUGCUGCUGCCACAAAGGAGCGCUGUAAGCAGUUGACUCAGGAAAUGAUGACAGAGAAAGAAAGAAGCAGUGUAGUUAUAGCAAGGAUGAAAGAUCGCAUUGGAGCACUAGAAAAGGAACAUAAUAUAUUUCAAAACAAAAUGCACGUCAGUUACCAAGAGACUCAACAGAUGCAGAUGAAGUUUCAGCAAGUUCGGGAACAAAUGGAAGCAGAGAUAGCUCAUUUGAAGCAGGAAAAUGGUAUCCUGAGAGAUGCUGUCAGCAACACUACAAACCAGUUGGAAAGCAAGCAGUCGGCAGAGCUAAAUAAACUGCGCCAAGAUUGUGGGAGGCUUGUGAGUGAGCUGAACGAGAAGACAGGAAAGCUGCAGCAAGAGGGAGUGCAGAAGAAGAAUGCGGAGCAAGCUGCUACCCAGUUGAAGGUUCAACUACAAGAAGCUGAGAGGCGGUGGGAAGAAGUUCAAAGCUAUAUCAGGAAGAGGACAGCAGAGCAUGAGGCUGCACAGCAAGACUUACAAAGUAAAUUUGUGGCUAAAGAAAACGAAGUCCAGAGUCUACAUAGUAAGCUCACAGACACCUUGGUGUCAAAACAGCAGUUGGAGCAGAGACUAAUGCAGUUAAUGGAAUCAGAGCAAAAGAGAGUAAGCAAAGAAGAAUCUCUGCAAAUCCAAGUGCAGGAUAUUUUGGAACAAAAUGAGGCUUUGAAAGCUCAGAUUCAACAAUUCCAUUCCCAGAUAGCAGCUCAGACCUCCGCUUCAGUUCUAGCAGAAGAAUUACAUAAAGUGAUUGCAGAAAAGGACAAACAGCUAAAGCAGACUGAAGAUUCAUUAGCAAGUGAACAGGAUCACUUAGCAAGCAAGGAGGAGGAGCUUAAGGAUGUACAGAAUAUGAAUUUCUUAUUAAAAGCUGAAGUGCAGAAAUUACAGGCCCUGGCUAAUGAGCAGGCUGCUACAGCACACGAGGUGGAGAAGAUGCAGAAGAGUAUUCAAGUAAAGGAUGAUAAAAUAAGACUGCUUGAAGAGCAGCUGCAGUGCGAGGUCGCCAGCAAAAUGGAAGAAUUUAAGAUUCUGAAUGACCAGAAUAAAGCAUUACAACUGGAAGUUCAGAAGCUGCAGACCGUUGUUUCUCAGCAGCCUAAUAAAGAUGUUGUGGAACAAAUGGAAAAAUGCAUUCAAGAAAAAGAUGAGAAGUUAAGGACUGUCGAAGAAUUACUGGAAACUGGACUCAUUCAGGUGGCCACCAGAGAGGAGGAGCUGAAUGCCAUAAGAACAGAAAACUCCACCCUGACGAAAGAAGUUCAAGAGUUAAAGGCUAAGCAGAGCGAUCAGGUUUCUUUUGUAUCUCUAAUUGAAGAUCUUAAGAGAGUGAUCCAUGAGAAAGAUGGACAGAUCAAGUCUGUGGAAGAGCUUCUAGAAGUUGAACUUCUCAAAGUUGCUAAUAAGGAGAAAACUGUUCAGGCUUUGAAACAGGAAAUAGAGGUUCUAAAAGAAGAAAUAGGAAAUGCCCAGCUUGAAAAGGCUCACCAGCUAUCUGUCACUUCUCAAGUCCAGGAGCUGCAGAACUUAUUAAGAGGCAAGGAAGAGCAGGUGAACAGCAUGAAGGCUGCUUUAGAAGACAGGGACAGAGACCUGACAGAGAGAGGGAGGUGCACACAGGUGUGUUCGACACCACGAUUUGAAGAACUUGAAAAUGUGUUGAAAGAAAAGGACAAUGAAAUUAAGAGACUAGACGCUAAAUUAAAGGACACGGAGAGUGAUCUUUGUAAGCAGUCAGAGCUGUUAAAGGAAGUACAAAAUGAAAAUAAAUUAUUUAAGUCCCAAGUGGAACAACUCAAUCAUCAGAACCACCAACAGGCAUCUUUUCCCUCUCAGGAAGAAUUACAGACAGUAAUUUCAGAGAAAGAGAAAGAAAUAACUGAUCUCUGCAAUGAAUUAACGUCUUUGAAGAAUGCUGUUGAACAUCAGAGGAAGAAAAACAAUGACCUUCGGGAGAAAAACUGGGAAGCAAUGGAAGCAUUGGCAUCAACUGAAAAAAUGCUGCAGGAGAGAGUGAGCAAGACUUCCAAGGAAAGACGGCAACAAGUGGAAGCUACUGAGUUAGAGUCCAAAGACCUUCUCAGGAGGUUAUUUCCAACGGUGUCUGUCCCUUCUAAUUUGAAUUUCAAUGAAUGGUUAUGUUGCUUUGAAAAGAAGGCAAAAGCAUGCAUGGCUGGAACGUCGGAUGCAGAGGCAGUCAAGGUUUUGGAGCACAGAUUGAAAGAAGCUAAUGAAAUGCACACACUGCUACAGCUGGAAUGUGAAAAAUACAAAUCGGUCCUUGCAGAAACAGAAGGAAUUUUGCAAAAGCUUCAGCGAAGUGUGGAGCAAGAAGAAAGUAAAUGGAAAGUUAAGGCUGAAGAAUCUCGAAGGACUAUUAAGCAGAUGCAGUCCUCCUUCACAGCCUCAGAGCAAGAGCUAGAGCAACUAAGACAAGAAAACAAAGAUAUGGAGAAUCUGAGAAGAGAACGAGAACAUUUGGAAAUGGAGCUAGAGAAGGCUGAGGUGGAGCGAUCGUCGUACGUGAUGGAAGUCAGAGAGCUGAAAGAUCUGUUGACUGAGUUGCAGAAAAAACUUGAUGAUUCAUAUUCUGAAGCAGUAAGACAGAAUGAAGAGCUUAACUUGCUCAAGACACAAUUAAAUGAAACACGCUCCAAACUUCAAAAUGAACAAACAGAGAGAAAGAAGGUAGCUGAUGAUUUGCAUAAGGCUCAACAGUCACUGAACUUUAUCCACUCAAAAAUUUCACUAAAACCUGCUGGAGACACUGUUGUUAUUGAGAAUAGUGAUAUUUCCCCAGAAAUGGAGUCUCCUGAGAAAGAGACGAUGUCUGUAAGUCUCAAUCAGACUGUGACACAGUUACAGCAAUUGCUUCAGGAAGUAAAUCAACAACUCACAAAGGAGAAGUAAUCCAGGUGUGGGAGUGAAGUAAUUGGGAAAUUACUCGUUAGAAGUUAACAGAAGGCGUUGUAUUAUAUUUUGCCAAAUUAAAGCCUUAUUUAUGUUUUACCCUUUCUACUUUGUCAGACACUGAACAGUUUUGUCUUUUCUAAUCCUUGUUAGACUACUGACUUAAAGAGAAAACACUUUAAAAAGCCAACUCUGUAGACACCUUCAGAGUUUAGUUUUAUAAUAAAACUGUUUGAAUAAUUAGACCUUUACAUUCCUAAAGAUAAAAUAAAUGUAAUCUUUUACCUUAUUUUGCUCAAAUUGUUCAGAAGAUCAAAGUGGUAUAGACAAUGUGAAAUUUAACAUUUUAAUACUGAUGUUGUACACUGCUUAACAUUUGGGAAGAAGUCGCCUCUGACAUCAACUCAAGGAAACACUUUUUUGUUGCUAUUAUAAUCAGCAAAUAAAGGGACACUUAUUAUUCAACACGA